Molecule: messenger RNA, 2837 nt
Organism: Sclerotinia trifoliorum
Lineage: Eukaryota; Fungi; Ascomycota; Leotiomycetes; Helotiales; Sclerotiniaceae
Source: the annotation of a GenBank genome assembly
ACUCUUUUGAAAUUGUCGCAACUUUGACCCAGCAUUACCUACAAUCCUGUCUCGUCUCGUAUGCUUUAAUUCUACAUAAUAAUAAUUAUAAUUUGAAACUACAUAAACAUAAACAGAAUCACCCUUAUUUUACUGAACCUCAACUUCCGACCCUGAAGUGACAAUCACCAUCUUCCAUCUUCAACCAACCUUUUUUUUAUACAUUCAGACAUUCAUUCCCUUUGAUCAAAGAACUGAAAAGUGCGGGGCCAAUCGAAGCACAGCCUAGCCUAGCCUAGCCUAUCCUACCUACACAAAUACAGCCCCGGGGUAUUCAUUCAUUAAUAUCGGAAAUUACCAUAUCAAGCGAAUUACAUAGUGAUUACUUACGACACCAUAUCUCCCUAACAUCCAUCAUCAUUACGCCGCCGCCAUCUUCCAUAUAAAAACGAAAUCACGAUUGGCUUCCUUUGAUUUCGCAUCGUAGCUGGGGUAGCUACCGAAUCUUUGAUCUCAUCUCAGACGUCACAAUUCAUUUGGUCUUGAACUCAGGAGAGAUCAAGUCGCAAAUAUGUCGAAAGUCGUACGAAGCGUCAAGAACAUUACAAAAGGAUACAAUAAUGUGCAAAUUAAAGUCCGGAAUGGUAUGACCUGUGUGCUAAAGUCACAAAUUAUAUGUUGACGGAUUAUAGCUACAAGCAACGAUCCAUGGGGUCCCGUUGGAUCAGAUAUGGCUGAAAUUGCUCAACUGACCUUUAAUUCGUGCGUACUUUCAUUACCUGCAAAUAUAUACAGAACUAAUUCAAGGAAUUCAGGGCGGAAACAUUUUAUCAGAUCAUGGACAUGCUCGACAAACGUUUAAACGACAAGGGCAAAAAUUGGAGACAUGUUUUGAAGGCUUUGAAAGUGUUAGAUUACUGUCUACACGAAGGUUCCGAGUUGGUAGUGACAUGGGCACGAAAGAAUCUUUAUAUCAUCAAGACUUUGAGAGAAUUCCAGUACAUUGAUGAGGAUGGAAGAGAUGUUGGUCAAAAUGGUCAGGAUUGUUAUAAUGAGAAUACAUGGAAGCUUACUAACUAUGUUCCUAGUCCGAGUUUCCGCCAAAGAACUAACAUCUUUAAUUUUGGACGAGGAUAGACUUCGAGCUGAGCGAGCUGACCGCAAAAACUGGAAGUCUAGAGUUACUGGUCUGGAUGAAUUCUCCGAACCUUCAGAUGCACAGCCACGACGACAACGCCCACACCGAGCGCAGCGCGCCGAUGAAGAGGACGCGGAAUAUAGAUUGGCUAUCGAGGCUAGUAAAUACCAGGAGGAAGAAGAUCGCAAGAAACGUGAGAGCAGGCAAGGGCGUGGCGAGCCAGACGAUGAGGAUCUUGCUAAAGCUCUUAAGCUUAGCCAAGAGGAAGAAGAGUUGCGCAGACGUGAAUUAGAAGAGCAAAAUGCGCAUUCGCUCUUUGAUGAUGAUCCUAUUCAGGUAGCACAACCCACCGGUUUCAACGGAGGAUACCAGCAACAAGGAGCCGUCGACUGGUCGGGAAAUCCAAUUGAUAUGCAACCUACCGGAUAUUUGAACCCUUACACGAAUUACCAAAACGCGCAGCCUACCGGCUACCAAAACACAGGUUAUCAAAAUGGCUUCGCCGCCCAGCCGACAGGUUUUGAUCCUUAUGCAUCACAGCAACAGCAAUCAUUUCAACCGCAAUCUACUGGAUUCAACCCCUAUGGCCAAUUUCAACAACAGCAGCCGCAACCCCAGCAGCAGCAUCUAGAACCAAUCGCUCCCGCCGGAACAAAUAACCCUUGGGCCACAAACCAGAGCCAGCCACUCCAAUCUUUACAACCAAUGCCGACUGGAUCCAACAAUCCUUUUGCACAAUCUUUCGCCCGCCCGCACACCAGCUCCGCUGCAUCCAAACCCACCCUCGCUACACUCCAAGAACAGAAGACCUUGGGCCAGUUCAGCAACACGCCAUCGUUCAACAACACACCAUCCUUCAAUCCAACCCCAUCAUUCUCACCGCAACCACCCCAAAAAGAACUAUCGGAACAUGAAGCCAGGCUCAAUGCCCUUCUGGCGAGUGGAGAUGGAAUGGACACUUUUGGAAAUACCGGAAACCUCAGAAUUCCAGCGCAACAUACUGCACCAGGAACUUUUGUUAAUAGUGCAGGUGCUGGCUUAGGACGUAUCCACGAACAACAAACCGGUAACAACCCAUUCCUCCAGACACAAUACACGGGUAUGCCACAAACGACGUACCAGGGUAAUCCUCAAAAUAAUGCUGCUGGUGCGUUCGGCAACAGUCCAUUUGGUCGCCAAGUCCCAGCCGCUACUGGACCGGCUGGUAUGAAUGGUGGCAUGAACGGUUAUGGUCAAUCGAGCAACCCCUUUGGUCCAAGACCACAACAGGGACAAAAUGGUCAGGGCGGGGAUUUGAUUCAAUUCUAGAUGGCAUGUUGGCAGGCAGGUAAAGAGGGUAAAUGGUAUUGUGGAAAGACUGGAAGCGGAAAGUACAAAGUUUUGCAUUUUGACAUGGAACUUGUUUGGGAGCCUUGGAUUGGUUUAUGCAUCCCCCUUUGCUCAACAGGCGUGUGGUGGCUUUUUAAAACUUCUUCUAUUGUUAUUACGCUUCUUGCAAUUCAAAAUUUUUUCCUCCAAAAGAAUUUCAAGCGCAUUUGUGAGGUGAGAUAACAUGAUAUACAAAUUGGACCGGAUAUGGAUGGAAGGCGGGGAGAGGAUAAUUUUUGGGAGAGGCUCAGGGUACUUUAAAGCAUGGGCUUUAGUAGGUGUAGUUAGAGUAAAUUGGGUUUAUGGAGUGUGAAUAUAAAUGAUAAUAGAAGAACGUUUUAUAAAUGAUUAA